Messenger RNA from Scheffersomyces stipitis CBS 6054, 909 nucleotides. RefSeq lists its product as uncharacterized. Bases 1 to 909 code for a protein of 302 amino acids. NCBI's taxonomy places the organism in Eukaryota, Fungi, Ascomycota, Pichiomycetes, Serinales, Debaryomycetaceae. Gene Ontology annotation, cellular component: nucleus; cytoplasm. The record is from RefSeq and is a predicted model, not a curated record. The transcript has 3 exons. Gene Ontology annotation, molecular function: RNA binding.
AUGGAGUGCUCUACGGAGUAUUCGACAACAUAUGUGGCCGACGCGCCGCAGCCAAUGGAGCCCGCUGGCGACGCCAAUAACUUAUUUGCCUUGUUAGGUAACGACGUCGAAGACGACACUGUCGUCGCCGCCUUGCCAAAGGAAGUCGUCAAGAAGAACACUUCCUCCAAGAAGGCUGAUGUUCCUCCUGCCUCUGCUGACCCAGCCAGAGCCAAGAAGAACAAGUCCAAGCCUACCGGUAACGAAGCUGCCUUGAAGGCUAACGCCGACAACAAGUCUGUUGCCGCUCCAUCUGCCACUCCAUCCAAGCACGUCAAGAAGCCAUUUGACCGUCAUUCCAGAACCGGUAAGACCGACUCCAAGAAGAAGCUCAAGCAAGGCUGGGGUACUGGAGAACAAAGAGAAUUGGAAGGUGAAACUGAAGGUUUGGAAGACGCUGUAGCUGACUUGGACGAAGAAGACGAAGUUGCCGCUGAACCUGCCGUGCCAAAGAGAUCCUUGAACGACUACUUUGCUGAAUUGCAAGUCAAGCAACAAGAAUUGGAAGGUGCCAGACAAUUGAGAAAGGCCAACGAAGGUGUUGAAGACAAAUGGACCGCUGAAGAAGUCAUCGAAAAGCAACAAGAAUCUUUCUUUGAAUCUACUGCCUCCAAGAAGACCAAGGCUAAGGCUCCAAAGGAAAAGAAGUUCUUGGAAAUCGACGCUCACUUUGCUGAUGAACAACCAGCUUCUUUUGAAUCCAAGAGAGGUGGUGCCAGAGGUGGUGCUAGAGGUGGUGCCAGAGGUGGCCGUGGUGCUGCCAGAGGCGCCAGAGGUGGUUUUGCCAAGAGAGGCGACAGCAAGCCUGCUGCUAAGACUGCUGCUGCCCCAAAGGCUGAAAUCAACGACAAGAACUUCCCAUCCUUGUAA